Molecule: messenger RNA, 1204 nt
Organism: Vollenhovia emeryi
Lineage: Eukaryota; Metazoa; Arthropoda; Insecta; Hymenoptera; Formicidae
Exons: 4
Coding region: 47-1165 (372 amino acids)
Biological process (GO): detection of chemical stimulus involved in sensory perception of smell; sensory perception of smell
Cellular component (GO): plasma membrane
Molecular function (GO): olfactory receptor activity; odorant binding
Source: RefSeq, a predicted model, not a curated record
UGUGCGGUAACGUUUUCAGUCGGCGUUACAACCUGCGGACGACAGCAUGCACGAUCGAUCCCAACUUCCAGACAGGAUACACAAUGUGCAAUACGAAUACGACACGCGCUACGCCAUGCAGUUAUGUCGAUGGAUCCUGAAGCCAAUCGGUAUCUGGCACCUGAUUUACAGUCGUCGCUCGUCACAAGGCGAGAAGCUCUUUUCAUUCGUGCUGAUCCUCGCGUGCUUCUCCGGCCUGGGCUUCGUGCUUGUACCUGUCGUUCCGUACAUUCUGCUCCGUGAGAAGGAUAUCAACACUAAGGUCAAGCUCUUUGGGCCGAUCGGUUUUUGUAUAACUUCCGCGAUCAAGUACUGCUUCCUCGGACGGCGCGUUACGGCGAUCGGAAAAUGCGUUGAACAUGUUGAGAGUGAUUGGCAGAUCGUGCGAUAUCAGGAUCAUCGCAAAAUGAUGUUGAAUAACGUGCUGGUAGGCCGCAGACUAACGACGCUGUGCGUGAUUUUUCUUUACACCGGCGGCAUGUCCUAUCAUGCGAUCAUGCCAUUGUUCGCUAAGACAAAGAUAAAUGAUAGCUUCACGAGUAGACCGUUGGUUUAUCCAGGAUACGAUCUGUUUUUCGAUCCUCAGGCAAGUCCAGCUUAUGAGAUCAUCUUUUUCAUGCAUUGUCUGUCCGCUGUGAUACAGUAUAGCGCUACGACGGCAACGUGCAGUUUGGCCGCGGCUUUUGCGACGCACGCAUGCGGACAAGUACAGAUACUGAUGACACUUUUGGACGAUUUGGUCGACGGAAGGAGGACUAAAGACACUGUGGAGCAACGUCUGAGCGUGAUAGUGAAGCAUCACGUGCGUGUGCUGAGAUUUACCACCGACGUGGAGGAAAUAUUACGUGAGAUAUGCUUAAUCGAACUGGUAGCCGCAACCUUGAUUAUAUGCUUGCUCGAAUAUUAUUGCAUGAUGUAUAGCAAAAUCAGUUCGGCCGCGUAUGACAGUAAUUGGUACAAUUUACCCGGCCAUAAGGCUGUCGAUCUUAUUAUGAUUAUUACGAUGUCUCAUUAUCCACCCAAACUUACGGCUGGCAAGUUCUGUGAUUUAUCUCUCAAUACUUUCAGCACUGUACUUAAAUCAUCCGUAGUAUAUUUAAAUUUACUUCGGACAGUUACACAAUGAAACUAAUACAUUCCUCAUUAUUGCUUCUAGCAACAAAUU